AUAAGAUGCGACCUCAAGGAAAUUAAGUGGUUUAUACAAGUUCGUGCCAAAGAUAUUGGAUGCUGAAAACUUUAAAAGCUCUCCUUGAGUUCAUCCCGCACAAAGCAAAGUUGGGUCCACUUUUCGUGGUUGAGCGUUGAUCACUGUAAUACCAGUAGUUAAAAUAUAUCGAUGACGUCCGGGGUAAAAGAUGAAAAAGGAUAUUCACCUACUGAUAGAUAUAAUUUGGUGUAUAUAAUAUUCUUUAUGUGUGGUUUGGGAGGGCUCUUACCAUGGAACUUCUUCAUUAAUGCACAACGGUAUUUUGAUUACAAAAUGAGAGACAAGACCCUCCCUCCAGACGCUGAUUACACAGACCCCAAAUAUAUGACACGUUCUCAAGUUCUGUUCGGCAGCUAUUUGGCAGUUUGCUCUUUGGUCCCUUUAUCCAUCAUGAUGGUUGCCAAUUUACUGCUGAUGAAAUGGUUCUCCCCGUUUUCCCGAUUUGCUGUUGGUAGCGUAUUGGUGUUCAUCGUGUUUCUCAUCACGGUUAUCAUUGUUUAUAUCGAUCUCAGCGCUUAUGCGUUUUUGUCCAUAACACUUAUUUCGGUUGUGUUCCUUAACUGUGGUAGUGCUCUUGCUCAAGGUAGCGUAUUUGGUGUAGCAGCCAUACUUCCUUCCAAACAUAUGAAGGCUGCUUUAGAAGGACAGGCUGUAUCUGGUAUUCUUGCAUCUCUGGCUAAUAUUGUAUCUAUUGCGGCUUCUUCCUCAGCGACCACUAAUGGGUUAGUUUACUUUUUGGUCGCUCUAGUUUUCGUCACUGCUACAGCUGCUUUGUUCUUGGUUCUUCCUAAAAACGGCUAUUUUAAAUAUUACUGGGACAAAAAAGACUCACCAGAUAAAAAUAAUAUUGAAUCUGAUCCAUCAUUAAAAGGAGUGGCUAAUGACUGUAAUGAAUCUCAAGAACUGGUUAUUAGCAUAAAUAAGAGUGGAAUUUUAUCAACAAUGAAAGAGACAUUUCUUCCUGGAAUUUGUGUUUUAAUCACAUUGAUGAUUACUCUCUCACUAUUCCCAGCAGUUGUAGCACGUAUCAGACCUAUCACAGUUAUCCCUCAAGAUCUUUGGACAAAAGUUUAUUUUGUGCCAGUACUUGUGUAUCUUUUGUACAAUGUUGGUGAUUGGUGUGGAAGGAUGCUAGCCGGCUUUAUAAAAUGGCCUAGAAGAAAUCAAAUGCUAAUAGUCUUGUUAUUAUGUGUUCUACGUGCUGCUAUCAUCCCAUUAUGUAUGCUGUGUAAUGCACAACCUAGAAAUUAUUUACCAGUCAUAUUUAAACAUGAUAUUUUCCCAGCAUUCAUGAUUCUAUUUUUGGGACUAACUAAUGGUUACUUAGUAUCGAUAUCAAUGAUACAUGGACCAAGUUUCGCAUCACCUGGUAACCAAGAAUCCGCUGGUGCAGCAUUAAGUAUAUACUUAUCUUUUGGAUUAUCACUUGGUGUUGCCAUAUCAGUUGGUUUAGUACAAGGUUUAUGAUUGUACGCGCGUUUGUCAGUGACUUGAUUUUAUCCAUGCAUCCGUCACAAAACAGUUAAAAAACAAACAACUGACCUUUUUUGGUCACAUAUUACAUAUAUUUUCAUUAUUAAUUGCUUUGCAAAAAAACAAAAAUAAAGAAUUAGUGUCUGAAUUUACUACUUCUAUGAAUGUACAGAUGACAACAUUGAACAAGUACUAUUCUCCACGAUUGUUGAAGAUGCUGGCUAACUGGUACUACAUACAUUAGAUUAUCUAGUAGAGAAGACUAUUGUUCAGCUUGUACCAUAUAUUCUUGUUGUUUGGUUAGACCCAGUUUCAUACAGAGAAUCAAGUGCUCACUGAUAUAGACCAGUUUAUUUACACGGUAGAUAGCAUUGGGUCUAAUAAACUGACAGGUGACGAAAGUUCGAGAGUUAUUCGAAAAAAUGUAGCCUAUGCGAUCUACGGGAUCGAAAUGAAGAACGAAGACGAAGUAUAAAGUUGGACAAACUGGGCUUUAGUGCCGCUGUUGCUGAAUUUAAAUAGUAUAGAUGUAGUGCUCAAACGAAAACUUAUACAACUUCCUUUUUUAUCAUAGUCUCAGGUUCUAGUUUUCCAAUGUUAUUAACCUCUCUAUUGAUAUCUUAAACUAAUAACUGAUUAAUUUUGUUUCCAUACCCUUUCUGAUAAUAUUUCAUUUUAACUUGUUACCCAAACAGCUUUUCAUAAUAAUCAUUAUUUGUUUAACGUCUAAGAUAUUUUCUAAUGAAUAUUUUAAUGUCUUACUAAUCAUAUUUACGGUUUUUUUUGAUAAACAUAUCACUGAUCAUUAAAGUAAAAAUAAAUUAUGUUUUACGAGUACACAGCUAUGAAAAUAGAUUCAUCGAAAAGAGUACUCUUAACUGAACUAAUCUUUUUUUGUUUUCACCGCAAUACAAU
Messenger RNA from Schistosoma curassoni, 2430 nucleotides. Lineage: Eukaryota; Metazoa; Platyhelminthes; Trematoda; Strigeidida; Schistosomatidae. The record is from the annotation of a GenBank genome assembly.